Messenger RNA from Zychaea mexicana, 1679 nucleotides. RefSeq names its product 4-coumarate-CoA ligase 2. Gene Ontology annotation, molecular function: CoA-ligase activity. NCBI's taxonomy places the organism in Eukaryota, Fungi, Mucoromycota, Mucoromycetes, Mucorales, Lichtheimiaceae. The record is from RefSeq and is a predicted model, not a curated record. Bases 1 to 1659 code for a protein of 552 amino acids. Gene Ontology annotation, biological process: secondary metabolic process. The transcript has 7 exons.
AUGAGCAUGUAUUCAAAGCAAUAUCCAUUUACCAACAUCGCUGAUAUGAUGCUUAGUAACCCAAUGGGUCGAUCUGAGUAUCAUCCACUGUUCAUUGACGCACGUUCGGGCGAAUCGAUCACGUUAUAUCAUCUCCGUCGGUUGGUGGGCUGUCUUCAUGCAGGUCUGAAGCGAUUUGGCUUGAAGAAGGGUGAUACCGUCUGCUUUUACUCUCCCAAUAAUAUCAACAUGGCACCUAUCUAUACCGGAGUGAUGUCUGCAGGCAUGACAAUCAGCCCUGCCAACACAUCAUAUGUUGCAGGCGAAUUGCAGCGGCAGUUGGAGAUUGGCGAAGCCAAGAUGCUCAUUGCCCAUCCAAGUAACUUGGAUAUUGCCCUUGAAGCUGCCGCUGCGGCAGGAUUGCCACAAUCCAAUAUCUUUUCUGUCAUGCCUGAUCCGCAAGGAAGAGUUCCCCUGUGGUCUGACGUUCUCAUUGACUUGAAUCAGCCUCCGCUUCCUCCGGUCAAAAUAUCACAUGAAGAAAGUGUUAACACGGUCGCAUACUUGUGCUUUUCAAGCGGUACUACAGGCAAGAGCAAAGGUGUCAUGACAAGCCACUACAACUGCAUUGCUAUGGUGCAGGAAUCCAAUAGCUAUGCGGGUAUUUUUGCCGACCCAUCGGUUCAAAAGGUCAUUCUCGGUCUUAUCCCCUUGUACCACUUUAGUGGCAUCCAUCGCGUGUUCAAUGUCGGUAUUCCCCAAGGAGCAACUGUCGUUAUUGUUGAAAAAUAUUCGAUCCCAGUCAUGUGUGAGGCCAUUCAACGAUUCAAGGUCACUGAUUUCCCGACUGCACCUCCCAUCAUUAUCCACUUGGUGAACAAUCCUCAAGUUGACAAGUACGAUUUGUCCAGUCUCAAGUCAUUGACGGUAGGCUCGGCACCCAUUGCUCCAAGCGUCGUGGCUCGGUUCCAGGAAAAAUUUGGGGCACCAUUAAUGCAGGGAUACGGUAUGACCGAGGUAUCUCCUGUCAUCACGUAUCAAUUGCCCUCCUUUGCUAAACCUGAAUCUAUUGGUCGCCUAGCACCCAUGAUGAAGGCCAAAAUUGUCGAUCUGGACGGCAACGCUCUUGGCAUCAAUGAACCUGGUGAAUUAUGCGUCAAGGGUCCCAAUGUCAUGCUUGGAUACAAGGGAAAUGCUGAAGCAACAGCCAACGCUAUCGAUGAAGACGGAUGGCUACACACCGGCGACGUGGUUCGCGUGGAUGAACAAGGCGAUUAUUAUAUUGUGGACCGCAUCAAGGAAUUGAUCAAAUACAAAGGUUUUCAGGUGGCCCCCGUUGAAUUGGAAUCUGUUCUUAUGCAAUGCCCAUACGUUGUAGAUGCAGGUGUGGUGGGUAUCUACGACGAAACACAAGGUACUGAAAUCCCUUUGGCCUAUGUGAAAUUACCCGACAAUCUCAAGAGUCAAGCCAAUGUUUUGGCAUCAAAGAUACGAGAUUGGGUCAAUGAACGCGUAGCAAAUCAUAAACGACUUCGUGGCGGUGUUCGCGUCAUUGAUGAAAUCCCAAAAAACCCAUCCGGAAAAAUCCUACGCCGGGAGAUGAAGGCAAUCUACAACAAGCAACAAGCAGCUGCUGCUGCUGCUUCUGCUGCUAAUGUGGAACGCUCUGCCAAGCUGUAAGAGAUCAUAGGGUAUUAAAU